Molecule: messenger RNA, 5716 nt
Organism: Sorex araneus (European shrew)
Lineage: Eukaryota; Metazoa; Chordata; Mammalia; Eulipotyphla; Soricidae
Gene: AOPEP
Product: aminopeptidase O (putative)
Exons: 16
Coding region: 795-3233 (812 amino acids)
Cellular component (GO): nucleolus
Molecular function (GO): zinc ion binding; metalloaminopeptidase activity
Source: RefSeq, a predicted model, not a curated record
GCCUCAGGAACACUGGGUUGUAGCUGACCGUGCCUCGGGAACCUGGGCUGUAGCUGGUAGUGCCUCGGGAACGGAUCUGUAGCUGACAGUACCCUGACCUCUGGGCUGUGACUGGCAGCGUCUGGGGAUCCUGAGGUGUAGCUGGCAGUGCCCUGGGCUGUAGCUGUCAAUACUCUGAAGAGGACAGGCCAUGUGGUACUUUUGCAAAUGCCAGGCUUGUGAACUGUCUCUCUUGUCCUGAGAAUUUAUUUUAAAGGCACAGAUAUUCUGUCUCCUUUUAAAUCAUACUUCAUACAUUUUAUUUUCAUACUUAAAAUUAUGUACUGUUGAGAUUUUUACUCAGAUGUACCUUAACUUUCAUUCUUAAAGUAAUAUUCUGUAGAAGGGAAUGACUUGAAAGAGUGUCUAAUGAUAUGAUAUGAAUGAUAUGAUUAAUUCUGUGGCUGUUUAAAUUGAUUGAACUUUGCAGUUAUUUACAUGUAGGAGAGAGUAUGAUAUCUGGAAUGAUCCGAGAUUCUUGCUUGGGUAACUGAGUAGGUGGUGGAGUUUCUCACGGAUGUAUGGGUGUGGCGACUAUGGGUAGAGUGUAUAGAUCAGAGGGAAAGUGAACCUGGACCUGCACGGAACACCCACACCUCAGAAGUGGUAAGAGCCAGAGGCCUGAAAGUUAUGGAACCAUAAAAUGUGACGUCAGAUAUCCUGUCAUCCUCAGCCACUGAUGAUUCUGGAAGAUUAAGGCAGCUAAGAAGCCCCUUCUGAGGUUCUAACCAAGCUCUUCAGCCAUCAACCACAUUAUGGACGUGAAGCUGGACCCCUCCCGAGAUGACCUGCCUCUCAUGGCCAACACCAGUGACAUACUUGUGAAGCACUAUGUUCUUGAUUUAGAUAUAGAUUUUGAAAGACAAAUCAUUGGGGGCACCAUAGUGCUUUUCUUUGAGUCAGAAAACAGAUUCAAGAAGCAGAGUAGUUCAGAGUCAGAAGAAACCUUCAAAUUUAAGAGUCCUGAACCUUCUCCUAGUCCUGUGACAAAUACAACGACCCUCUUAUCUGAAACCGAAUGUAAUGAUUUUGCAUUCUCUGGUAAAAGUGAAAAAGAUACUUCUGAAAGAGAUGGUAACCAUGACAACCAGGAACAGACUUCUAGGACGAGUAGCUCAAAGCACUGUUGUGACACAGGGAAUCAUGGGAGUGAAGAUUUUUUGCUACUGUUGGACUGCUGUGAUUUAUCUGUGUUAAAGGUUGAGGAGGUGGAUGUUGCUGCUGUGCCAGGCAUUGAAAAAUUUAUAAGUUCUCACAAGCUCCCAAUUGAUUCCAAGGAAUUUAGGAAUCAGGUUGUGCAUGAACUUGUGUCUCUGCCUGCAGCUCAUUGGAGGGAGCAGUUAGACUAUUUUGCCCGCUGCAGCCAGGCUCCUGGCUGUGGGGAACUCCUAUUUGACACUGAUGCUUGGAGCUUACAGAUCAGGAAGACAGGGGCUCAGACAGCCACUGACUUCCCUCAUGCCAUAAGGAUACAGUACAGAACCAAGUCCCAUGGGCAGUCAGUGACGUGGACCUCAGAUCAGAGUGGCAGGCCAUGUGUUUAUACUGUGGGAUCUCCCAUAAACAACAGGGCCCUUUUUCCGUGCCAGGAGCCACCCGUUGCCAUGUCAACAUGGCAGGCUACAGUUCGAGCAGCUGCAUCUUUUGUUAUUUUAAUGAGUGGGGAAAAUUCAGCUAAGCCAACACAGCUUCAGGAAGGGUGUUCGAGCUGGCAUUACUAUGUCACCAUGCCCAUGCCAGCCUCCACCUUUACGAUUGCAGCUGGAACCUGGGCAGAAGUGGAGCCAGAGGCCUGCCCUUCAGAUGAUCCGUCGGCAAAAAGAACGUCCCCACCUUCAGAAGCUGCAUUCAGGUGCACGGACACUUGUGCUCAUGCGGACUACCCCUGCCGCUUCCAGAGCGCGCCAGCUGCCGCCGAGGAGAUCAUUCCAUACCGGCUCUUCGCCCCGGCGCACCUCAAGGGAGCCUGCCAGAAGACCCUCCUGCCGCUCAUCCCUCUCUGCUUGUCGUCGGCACACUCUGUCCUGGGGACACACCCCUUCUCCAGGCUGGACGUGCUCAUUGUCCCCGCCAACUUUCCAAGUCUGGGCAUGGCCAGCCCACACAUCAUCUUCCUCUCCCAGAGCACCUUGACUGGAGCCAGCCAGCUCUGCGGGACACGCCUCUGCCAUGAAAUCGCCCACGCCUGGUUCGGCCUGGCCAUCGGGGCCCGAGACUGGACUGAGGAAUGGCUGAGCGAGGGGUUCGCCACUCACCUGGAAGACGUGUUCUGGGCCCGAGCGCAGCAGCUGGCCCCCCACGAGGCCCGCGAGCAGCAGGAGCUGAAGGCCUGUCUGCGCUGGCGGCGUCUGCAGGACGAGGUGCGCAAUUCCUCCGAGGAGCUGCAGGUGCUCAGACCCAAUAAAGAGAAAACGGGCCAUGUAAAUGACUCUGGGUCAUCUGUCGUCAAAUACGGGCUCAAUCCAGAGAAGGUCUUCAUGCAGGUUCAUUACUUGAAGGGCUACUUCCUUCUCCGAUUCCUUACCAGAAGACUUGGAGAUGCCGCUUAUUUUACAGUUUUAAGAAAAUUUGUGCACACGUUUCAUGGGCAGUUGAUUCUUUCCCAGGAUUUCCUUCAAAUGAUGUUGGAGAACAUCCCUGAAGAAAAAAGAUUGGAGCUGUCUGUGGCGAGCAUCUUCAAGGACUGGCUUGAGAGUCCUGGGAUUCCGCAGCCGCUGCUCGCCGAGCGCCGGGCCCGGGCCGCGUGCGGGCUCGAACGGCAGGUGCGGGCUCAGGCCGCGAGAUGGGUCCGGUGGAACCGGGGCCCCCGCAAGCGGAAGCGGAGCGAGCCAGCAGCUGCAUGCGGACAGCUCCUUCCCGACCAGCUGGUCUUGCUUCUGGAACAUCUCUUGGAGCAGAAGACCCUGAGUCACAGGACUCUGCGGAGUCUUGAGAGGACGUACCAGCUCUCUGAGCAGGAUGCGGAGGUGCGUCACCGGUGGUGCGAGCUGGUGGUGAAGCACAAGUACACACGUGCCUACAGAGACGUGGAGCGCUUCCUCCAGGAUGACCAGGCCAUGGGAAUUUACCUCUACGGGGAGUUGAUGGUGGGCGAGGACCCACGGCAGCAGCGUCUAGCUCACACGUGCUUCAAGCUGACCAGGGAGCGGAUGGACAGUGGCUCCGCCCAGGUGGUGACUGAAAUGUUGUUCUGAAGAGGUGACUGUUCUUUCCCUAUCUCCGUUGCUCUUCCUGAUCUGAGAUUCCCUGCGUGUGCUUGCCCAACCAUGAUUCCCACAGGCAGGUUUGGGGCACUGCCUGUGGGAGUUACAGGAGAACAUCUGAGGAGGUCUCGGUGUGGACAGGGCACGCUGCCAGCACCUCCACCCUGUUCUUGCUUCUCAAGCUCCCUGUGCAGCAGAUUUGUCCUCAGCAUGGCCCCUCUCUGGCUGCACGAGGGCCCCUCCUGACCAGGAAUGGCAUCCGCAUCCCCCCAGCACCUUCUCUGUUGACUGCUCGGACACGGCUGGGAGUUUGACGUUCUCGCAUUGUAUCUAAGAAGUUUUGAGGGUCAUACUUGGGGGUGCCACAUUGGGCCCUGUGCCGUGCCAGAUUGAACCAGCGUCCUAACUGCAGCCCUGUGCUGGCAAGCGUCUUCACCUCUGCCUGUCCCUCUGGCCCUUAGUACUUAGUUUCCACUUUUGACUGCAUGCAAGGCAAGCACCACUGAUUAUCACUCUAGCCCCAGCACCUAGUUUUAAAGAGUUGAAUUUUGCAUUUUAAAGGUAAUUUAACAGUGAAUGAUACAUAAACAUGUGUAAGUAGGACUAUGGGGUUAUAUUUAAGAAUAAUUUUUCCUCACGAUCAUUUUUUAGGGUUUUAUUUUUUAAGGUUUUGCACAGUCUGCCUAGUUUUGUAUCUUUUUUAUAGGUUACAGAUCUCUAGGAAGCAUUUCCAUGUCAUGUGACAUCUCUAUAAAUGCAUGUUUUUAUGUUCAUCCCUUAACCCACUGUUGAACACUUGUUUGCUUCUCAUGUCUUCAUCUUGCAAAGACCCCUGCCCUGGGACACAUCUAAGUGUCUUGUCUUGCCAGAACUCUUCUAGAGAGAAGGGAGAGCACUGGUCUGGCCCGUGCUGUGUCUCCUCUGGACGAGUGUGGGUUGCUGAGGAGAUGACGGGAAGCACCCUGUUUCUGCACUUGGACAUGGGGCAGAGUGCCCUCAACCUCAGGGUGGCCUCCUGAGCUUCCCACCCAGCCCUGCCCGAGGACCGUGUGGAUUGUCUGCCGGCUUCCCCUCAGCACGGCUGUCACUGCAUCUGACUCCGACCUGCAGGGACGCUGCGGGGGCCGUGGACGAGGCCAUGCUGCCGGCCGGGCUCCACCCGCGGCUCUGGCUGGCUGCUUGGGUUCCUGGCAUGCUGAUUUGUGACUUAAGAUGAAAAUCACAUUGCCAGGGAUUACCACGCAACCACGACCUUGGCGGCUCGUCACCGUGAGACGCCGCUGGGCCCCUCCCAGCACUCCCAGGCCUGCAUGGCGGUGACGACCUCUCUGGCGAGGUGCAGAGCUUAGCUGACUGGUGAACAGUGACUGGUUUCCACCUUGUUCACAGUGGCUAAGUUCUGCACCUGAAGAGAAGGUGAGAUGGGGCCGGUUAAUUAAGUGUGAGCUGCCAGAGGCCGCCGAGGGUGUGCUGGAGGACGAGGACCAUGCAGAGGCCCAAGGCCACAUGUUGAAAGCUGCAAAACUCAGUGUCCGUUUAAAGACCCGGGAGGCAGCCGGAAUAUGGGGCCUGGUGGGGCUGUGAGUGAGGUGCCGGCCCUGCUCCCAUUUUCUCUUGUAUUUGCAGCCUAGGUCUCCACUCCUCAUCUGGCUGUCGAUUGGACCCGCCCUCCGGUGCCUACUGAGCUGAUAUCAGUUCUCGUUUCACACACUGGCUCAGUUCAGCAGGAACAGGAGUCGAGCCCGAGAGCAAAACACCUUCCUGCUCGUCUGUGCUGGAGCCAGGAUUCACCGCAAGAGCCACGAGGCUGCAUCUGUAUGUCGUGUGUGUGUGUGUGGGAGCGGCACGGCUACAUUGCAUGGAAGGUGGCACAUGGCCAGCGCCACACAUGCAGGCACUGCUAAGUGCAGACCCCAGGGCCAGGCCUGGCCCUCCACGGCCCAUAUGGAGCCGAGGUACACGGAGCCUCUCCGUACAAGAGUUGUGGUAUCGUGACGGGGCAGUAAGUGCUGUCACUGUUUCCUUUGCAGGCAGAUCCCAGCGAGACCCUUUGAGUGUGCCCAGGACCACAGCAGGAUGAGGUCGGCGGGGACAGGGUUUGUGGGUGCCUUCUGCCAGCAGUGAUGCAUGCUCAGACCAAUCCAGGCGAACAGCCAUGAAUGUCACCCAGUCCCCUGCGAGAUGGAUCUCUUCUGUGAGGUUAAGGUUUAGGACGGUUCUUAUGCCUGAACAGAUGAUUAAAAUAGGAGGCAAAUGGAAAAACCCACUUAAGUGGCCCUCAGCACGUGGCCAGGUUGAUGCUCUUACUGGAGUCUGUCCUCUGGUGUCCACUGGCUCGCUUCAGAAAGAGGCCACAAAGUUUGCUGAUUUUAUAUUUUUAUUAUUUUGUUUGUUAGGCUUUUCCACUGGUGUCUUUGGUGAAAAUGCGAGAUGAGUGUUGAAAAUUUAUCAGUAAUAAAAUGCAGAGAAUUUGG